AACAUUAAACUUGCUCCGUAGAAAGUCCGUAUACUAAAUUUAAGAUGUCCUCUUGGGUUCUUGUGUUUCUGUUUCUAUCCGUUGUUUCUUUGUCUUCAUCAGAAGCCUCUCCUUUUAGAAAUGAGAAGAAAGAAGAAGGAAAAAGGGAGCGUCCAUUGCAUGAUACUAUAAUGGAGAGGAUGAAGAAGAUAAGAGAGUCUUUGUCAAUGAAAGGACAGGACGAGGAGUACAAGAGGUACUGGGAAGAACUCAUCGCUAAUAAUCCUGACUUGGCUAAGCGGUUUCGUGAGCAGAAAGCUGAAGAUCUAGCAGCUGGUCUCGGAGACAGACUCUCUCACCGUGACGGAGGAAUCCGGUCUCAAAUGGAGGAACUGCAGAGGAGGAACAUUGAAGAGUUGAGAGAUCUUCACAGGCAAAAAAUGGCAGGAGAAUCCCAUGAGCCCAUUGAGAUUAGGAGACAGAGAGAGAGAGGGAGACACUUGUCAGAUAAAGAAAUGGAAGAGAAGAUCAGAGAGCAUCAAAGGAUUCAGGAGCAGUUAGAUCACGCUCGUCGUGAAGAUUUCAAAAAUUUUGAAAUGAAACUCGAGCACAGAAGAAGACAGAAAUUAAAGGAAAUGGACGAAACUCAAAGACUCAGAGAAGAAGCAAGAUUAAAGAAGCUAUCAGACGAGAGAAAGGUUCAUGAGCCAUUGCUCCAUCCAGCAAGUAAAGAUCAGUUUGAGGAGGUAUGGAAGACUGAUGAUGGAUUUAAAGAUGAAAAGUUCGACAUUAGGACAUUCUUUCACCUUCACGAUACAAAUGGAGAUGGGACUUUAGACAUUCGUGAAGUUGAAGCACUUUUUGUCAAUGAAAUAAGGAAGUAUUAUGGUAAGGAUUUUGAAAAUGACAGAGAAGCUCACGAAGAUAUGUCAAGAAUGAGAGAACACGUUAUGAGUGAAGUUGAUCGAGAUCAUGAUUCCUUGAUCACGUUAGAAGAGUUUGUGAGAUACGCUAACACUGAUCUGUUCAAUAUAAAGGAAGAAUGGAAGCCAGUUGGGGAGGAUGAUGAGCACAAGGAGUUUACUGAUGAUGAAUUCAAACAGUAUGAAAACGAAAUGGAAGAAGAUGAUUAUGAUUAUGACGACGAAGGUAACCUCAUUCAUAAACCAAAAAUGGAAAACCAUGACGGAGUACCCCCUGAACACCACGAAGUACCCACUGAACAUCAUGAAGUACCUCCUGAGCACCAGGAAGUACCCACUGAACAUCAUGAAGUACCUGCAGCACAUGAUACAAAACCUGAUACUGGAUUACCUAAUGAUCAUGGAUUACCUCCUAAUGAUCACGGGUUACCUAAUGAUCACGGGUUACCUCCUUAUGAUCAUAGGUUACCUAAUGAUCAUGGAUUACCUAGUGAUCAUGGGUCACCAAAAGGUGAGAAAGGACUGCCCGAGCAUGUUCCUCCACAGGAUGUGCCUCAUGAUGUUCCUGUAGGAGGAGCUAAUCACAAUGAGAACCCAAAAGCACCAAUUGUUGAAACUAAGCAAGAUGAUACUGCUCCUCCUCCUCAUGCUGCUUCUGAUGAUGAAAAGAAAUUGUAAAAAUUAACGACUUACAUUUAAUUUCAACUUUUUUCUAACUUCAGUCAUUUUUGUUAUAAUCAAACAUUA
This is a messenger RNA of Amphimedon queenslandica, 1649 nucleotides long. RefSeq names its product nucleobindin-2-like. The transcript has 10 exons. The record is from RefSeq and is a predicted model, not a curated record. Lineage: Eukaryota; Metazoa; Porifera; Demospongiae; Haplosclerida; Niphatidae. Gene Ontology annotation, molecular function: calcium ion binding. Gene Ontology annotation, cellular component: extracellular exosome; endoplasmic reticulum-Golgi intermediate compartment. Bases 45 to 1580 code for a protein of 511 amino acids.